This is a messenger RNA of Porites evermanni, 315 nucleotides long. NCBI's taxonomy places the organism in Eukaryota, Metazoa, Cnidaria, Anthozoa, Scleractinia, Poritidae. The record is from the annotation of a GenBank genome assembly.
GUUGAUCAUUUGAAGCUAAGUCUGUCACGGGUACUCAUCAAAAUGAAGAGAAACAUAGAUUUAGUUGAAGAAGAAGAUCACGAGAGUGAACAUGAAGAAAGCGAAAGUUCUGGUGAUGAAAGCGAGGAUGAAGAACCAGGAAUAAAAGAAGAACCGAGAAUAAAAGAUGUUUUGAGUCAUCUUUCCCGAGCAGUGCCGGAAAAGCGUGCUUCUGAUUUGCUGCAUAGUAUGGCUGCGUCCAAAGAUAUUCUUUUCUGGACCCCCAGCGGACAAUUACUGCGAAAUAAACGCACUAUUCCCGUCACAAACAUCGCU